This is a messenger RNA of Funneliformis mosseae, 594 nucleotides long. The record is from the annotation of a GenBank genome assembly. Lineage: Eukaryota; Fungi; Glomeromycota; Glomeromycetes; Glomerales; Glomeraceae.
AUGACCGAUGAAACUGUCCAAAUUGACCAAAGCGAUAGUCAUCAUGAAGAGGGCGAUGUUACUGAAGAUGCUGAAGCGGAGAUCGAGGCAAUGAAACAACGGGUAAAGGAAAUGGAAGAAGAAGCAGCUAAACUUCGUGAAAUGCAAGCUCAAGUCGAGAAAGAGAUGAACCUUACUUCAGAAGAGGAUAAGGAGGCAAUCGACGCACGAUCGAUUUAUGUUGGAAACGUAGAUUAUGCAGCUACUCCGGAAGACUUACAGAAUCAUUUCCAGUCUUGUGGUACAAUAAAUCGUGUUACAAUUCUUUGCGAUAAAUGGAGUGGACAUCCAAAAGGAUAUGCUUAUGUAGAAUUUGCAGAUCCUUCUUUAGUAACUAACGCGAUGUUGUUGGAUAACACAGUACUGCGUGGAAGAGCAAUUAAGGUUACGGCAAAACGCACAAACAUUCCAGGAUAUACUAAUACUAGAGGAAGAAGUGGAAGAGGCACUCGCGCUAGUUGGCGUGGUGGAUAUUACGGACAUGGUGCUUACUAUAGUCCCACAUUUAGAGGCAGCCGUGCGAGAGGACGACGUGCUUCUUUCGCUCCUUAUUAG